GAGUAAACACAGAGACGAGCACCAGUUGGGAAACACUCUAUGGAAAUCACGCGGAUGAGCGGACGCCUCCAAAGUAACUGUAUGGAAAUCACGCAGAUGAGCGGACGCAUCCAAUGUAUGAACGAACACACCUAGUAUAAGCCACUUUAGUAAUAAACAAUUACCGCCUGCCACGGGUUCUUACAUUUGGUGCCGUGACCUCACAACCCAUGAAGAUCCCCUGGCCGGAGCCAUUUGAAGACGGGGAUGUGAAGGUGUUUUUGGAGGAUUUCGAGGAGGUGGCAGAGGCGGUAGGACUGAAGACGGACCGGGCGAAGAUGGCGGCCCUGCGGAGUCUCCUCAAGGGCAGGGCGAAGGCGGUUCUGGAGGCGGCGCGAAGAGGUCCGGUCAAGUUGGAGUGGACCGCCGCGAAGGAAGCGUUGCUCUCUGGCCUGGACACGCCAGCGGACCGCCAGGAGGCGAUGCGACGGUUCAAGGCGUCGCGGCUUGGUGCGGGGACGGAUCCCCUCGUGUUUGCGGUGCACCUCAGGAGCUUGUUGGACCGCGCCUUGCCGGGGUUGGAUGGGCCGUCAAGGACGCAGUUGCUGGUGGAUCAGUUUUUGGCCGGCCUCCCACAGCCAACCGCGGAGCGCGUUCGGAUUGCAAAUGCCACUCGGAAGAUGCAAUUGGAGGAGCUGGCGCAAGUUACUCGAGACCUGGGCGACGCACCACUAGCUGCGCUGAAGGAAGAGCCACGUGAGAAUGUGGAACGGAUGGACAAAUUGGAACGGAUGAUGGAGCAGCUUACGGAAGACAUCAAUGGGCUUCGCGUUCAGCGUUAUCGGGUGCGCACAAAGGGAUGUUGCUUCAUCUGCGGGAACCCGGGGCACUGGAAAAGACAAUGUCCGCAGAGGCGUGGUGUUACUCGGGUGUCGAAUAAACGUGUGCAACCUUAUUUUUCUUUUCGAAUCAAAGAUUGUGUACUUGGGGCGUUGAGCAGGAGUGCGGUUGAAGCAAUGGUGGAAGUAGACGGAACGAUGGAAAGGUGUCUGAUCGAUACGGGUGCCGCGGUGUCACUAAUCAACCAUCGACAAGGUGAAAAGCUGCAGUCGUGCUGCACGAUCGUAAGAGCGGUUGGCGGUCAUUCAGUGGGAAUUGAUGGUAUAGCCGAACACACCGUAGGAAUCGGGGGACGAAAGCGAACACACUCCUUUCUCGUUUCACCAGAUGCGAAACAAACCAUAUUGGGAGCAGAUUUCCUGGAGCUCAAUAAAGCUGUCAUUGAUCUAAAGCGUGGGAAGUUGCUAAUGGAAUGCGGGUCACUACCACUCAUUAAUCGUGGAGAAAUGCGAUCUUCGCAGUCGGUCGUUGCUGUGUUACAUUUGAGCCCAUCAUUGCAGUCGCUGAUUAACAAAUACCAACCCUUGUUUACGGAUGACAGCAGCCAAUAUGGGUUUUGCGAUUGGAUCGAGCAUACCAUCCCGCUAACUCGCCAACCGUAUCGGCCCCAUGGACCUCGAAGGAUACCAAUCCACCUGGAGGCUGAAGUGAACAGGCAAGUGCAGGAAAUGCUGGACGCGGGCGUGAUUGAGGAGGCACAUAGCCCGUACAACUCUCCUGUGGUCUUAGUGAAGAAGCCGAAUGGGAAGUACCGAUUCUGUGUCGACUUCCGAAGACUGAAUGAAAUUUCCUUGACUCGUUUCGUUCCAGUUCCAUCAGUUGCUGAUAUUUUUGAUCGGCUGCAGCAGUCGAGGAUAUUCACGGUCCUGGACUUGAGAUCAGGAUACUGGCAACUGGCAAUAAAACAGGAAGAUCGAGAGAAGACGGCGUUUACCGUUGGUGAGAAACAGUAUCAGUUUAAGAGGAUGCCCUUUGGAUUAUCAGGAGCCCCGUUUACCUUCCGACGUCUAAUGCUGCGAUUGCUGAGUGAAUUGGAAAACGUGGUGGUGUACGGGGAUGAUAUCGUGGUGUAUAGCCAAUCAGAAGCGGAACAUAUCCAUCAUCUCGCGGCAGUUCUGGAACGCAUUCAGCAGUCGGGACUUCGGAUAAAUGGACCAAAGUCCCAGAUCGGAAAGACCUGUGUCACCUUACUGGGUCAUAAAGUGGGACAAGGCGAACUGAAACCGCUACCUGAGAAGAUAAUGACGAUACAAGGCAGCCCACUUCCCACCUCGAAACGCACUCUCCGUACAUUCCUGGGCCGCGCCGGGUACUACAGCAAAUUCGUCAAGGAUUUUAACACAUUGGCCUCACCCUUGUACGAGCUGUUGAAACAAGAUAGGAAAUUCACGUGGAAUGCAGAAGCUCAACGAGCCUUUGAUCAGAUUCUACAGGAAAUGGGAAGGCAGGAGUUGACCCUGAAAUUGCCCAUCGCUGGUGAGAUGUUCACGGUAGCCACUGACGCCAGCGAUGUCGGGAUCGGUGCGGUGUUGAAACAAAACCAUGGGACGAUCGAAUAUGCCGGCCGAACUUUGACGCCUGCGGAACGCAGAUACUCAACCAUAGAGAAAGAAUGUCUCGCAAUUGUCUGGGCGUUAGAUAAAUGGCGGCCAUAUCUCCUGGGUCAGCGAUUUCACGUCGAAACAGACCAUAGACCGUUGGAGUGGAUUAAGUCUGCCAAAGACCCCAGAGGAAAACUGGCGAGAUGGGCAUUGCGCUUACAAGAGUAUGAUUUCACGAUAAAACACGUGCCGGGGAGGGAAAAUCAGACGGCGGAUUUUUUGUCACGCAUGAUAGAUGAGGAUGACCUGCCGAGCGUAGCUUUCGGUAUUAACGGUAUACUGUGCGAGCAGGAUCCAGAACGGUUGGCAACCGAGCAACGUAGCGACAAACUCCUACGCAAGUUGAUCACCGCGCGAUUAACUGGUCAGACAAACUUCAACAAAAACCAACUCAAGCAGCUGGGACCGUUUGCAAAAGACCUGGGAAAGCUGCAAGUGAACGAAGCAGGGAUCUUAAUGUGGAUACCAGGAGGUAGCAACCCUUCGGUGCCAGUCAUUCCAAUGAAACGAAGACGGAAUCUAGUAGUUUCUUGUCACGAGAUGGCGCACACAGGUUGUUCCAGGACCUACGAUCUGCUGAAACAACGCGCGUAUUGGCCGGGAAUGAAAAUGGACGUUGAGAAGUGCGUACUUUCGUGCCGACAAUGUCAGCUCAUGAAAACGGAUUGCCGAGGAAUGCAGCAGCAAACGAUGACGAUCCCGGUCUCGGAAAUUGGUGAACUUUGGUCGGUCGACGUGAUGGGGCCGUUUCCAUUGACCAGGCGUGGUAACCAGUACAUUUUAUUGAUGACGGAGCACUUCACGCGAUGGAUUGAGGCGACAGGCAUCCCGGAUCAACGGGCUAGCACCGUUACCCAUGCUGUCAUGAAUCACUUGGUAGCGGCUCACGGAAUCCCAAAGGCCAUCUUAACAGAUCAAGGGCCGUGCUUCGAGAGUGAAGAAUUCCGGAACUGUUUGGAGAAACUUGGCAUCAAGAAAUUGCGCACCACCCCAUACCACCCGCAAACAAAUGGCCUGACGGAACGUAACAAUAGAACAAUCAAGGAGUGGCUAGCAGCAAAAGGUGGAGACUGGGAGGAAGCGCUGCCGCUACUGUUGCUGACCCAUCGAGCAACCAAACAGGCGUCCACAAAGAAAUCACCAUUCCAGUUGAUGUACGGUCGACAACCUCGUCUACCUGUGGACCUAGAGAUUGGAAUGUGGCCAACUUGCCGUAUAUCUCCCGAGGAGACACGUAAUAACCGGAAGACCGCCAACCGCAACCUACAGGCGACUCAGGCGCUGAGGAUGGCGAAGUUCCAGACCAGCAAAGGUGGAAGGAAUAUCGAGUUUCAGAUUGGUUCGAAAGUGAAGUACAGGGACCAUCAACGCUAUCCCACUUGCGGCCCAGGGGAGAGGAAACUCCUAGCGAAGUGGAAAGGACCGUACGAGGUAAUCGACCGGCGAGGCCCAGUGUAUACAAUCGCUCGGCAAGGUGAAUCGCGGAGGGUGAAUGCCAGCGAGCUGAGGAAGUGGUACGAAUUGGAGGAGGAAACACGCUCGUACAGUGAACAUCCCCGGCGGUCAGAAAGACUCCGACGGAAGGCAGCUGACGCGAAUCCUUUGGAGGGGAGGAGUGUGGUGGAUUGAAGGUAGAUACUACUGAACCGGAUAUAAGUAGUGUGAUGCAAGCUGACACACCAACAGCGAGCCUUGCCGACUUCCCCAAAGUUGAAGAUGACCUCAGGAUUCCAGUUCCAUGUGCACGAGGAGUAAACACAGAGACGAGCACCAGUUGGGAAACACUCUAUGGAAAUCACGCGGAUGAGCGGACGCCUCCAAAGUAACUGUAUGGAAAUCACGCAGAUGAGCGGACGCAUCCAAUGUAUGAACGAACACACCUAGUAUAAGCCACUUUAGUAAUAAACAAUUACCGCCUGC
Messenger RNA from Dicrocoelium dendriticum, 4400 nucleotides. The record is from the annotation of a GenBank genome assembly. Lineage: Eukaryota; Metazoa; Platyhelminthes; Trematoda; Plagiorchiida; Dicrocoeliidae.